This is a messenger RNA of Mucor mucedo, 1505 nucleotides long. RefSeq names its product dihydrolipoyllysine-residue succinyltransferase E2 component. The transcript is spliced from 6 exons. Gene Ontology annotation, biological process: tricarboxylic acid cycle. Lineage: Eukaryota; Fungi; Mucoromycota; Mucoromycetes; Mucorales; Mucoraceae. Gene Ontology annotation, cellular component: oxoglutarate dehydrogenase complex. The coding region runs from base 124 to 1443 and encodes 439 amino acids. The record is from RefSeq and is a predicted model, not a curated record. Gene Ontology annotation, molecular function: dihydrolipoyllysine-residue succinyltransferase activity.
CUGCACUUUAAAAAAUUAAAAAUAAAAAAUAAUGACCGGCCCUCUUGGAUUUAAAAAAAAACAUACCCCACACAUAUUUUUUUGCUUUCUUUCCUUGUAUUAUUUUUUAUUAUUAUUAUUAAAAUGCAAACUGCAUUACGUUCAACACCCAUGACUUUGCGUCACUUGAGCCGAUCGGCUCUUAAUCUCGGUCGUCAUGCUACCAGACAACUUUCCGUCCAGGCACCUUGUGCUUUAAAUAUGGUUGCUAACAAGCAAUUCAAAUCUAACCAAUGGAUGCAAACACGAUUCUACGCUGACAAGAUCGUCCAAGUACCUCAAAUGGCUGAAUCCAUCUCUGAAGGAACAUUGAAACAAUGGGUUAAAAACGUGGGCGAUUACGUGAAACAAGAUGAUGAGGUAGCCACAAUUGAAACUGAUAAGAUUGAUGUCACUGUCAAUUCUCCUGCAUCAGGUACCAUUGUCGAAAUCUACGCCCAAGAAGAAGACAAUGUCUCUGUCGGUGCUGAUUUCUUCAAGUUGGAACUCGGUGAACCUAAAGAAGGUUCCGCUCCUGCUCCCAAGAAGGAAGAAGCUAAGCCUGUUGAGGAAGAGAAAAAGGAAGAAAAGGUUGAGGAAAAGAAGGUAGAGAAGAAGGAAGAGAAGGCUGCCCCCAAGCCCGCCGCCGCUGCUCCUGCUCCUGCUGCUGCUGCCGCCCCCAAGGCUUCUCAAGCACCUGUUGCCGAAGAGGUUGCCUUUGGUAAGCGUACCGAAAGUCGCGUCAAGAUGAACCGUAUGCGUCUUCGUAUUGCUGAACGUCUUAAGCAAUCUCAAGAUACUGCUGCCUCUUUAACCACUUUCAAUGAAGUCGAUAUGACCAACUUGAUGGCCCUUCGUUCUGAAUACAAGGAUGCUGUCAUCAAGAAGCACAAUGUCAAGUUUGGCUUCAUGUCUGCCUUUGUCAAGGCCUCUGCUUGUGCUUUGACCGAGUUCCCCGCUGUCAAUGCCUCCAUUGAUGGUGCUGAGAUUGUCUAUCAUGACUUUGUCGAUUUAAGUGUCGCUGUUUCCACCCCCAAGGGUUUGGUUACUCCCGUCCUUCGUAAUGUCGAAGAUAUGGGUUUAUUAAAGAUUGAGCAAAGUGUUGCUGCUCUUGGUAAAAAGGCUCGUGAUAACAAGAUCACUAUUGAGGAUAUGGCUGGUGGUACUUUCACCAUUUCCAACGGUGGUGUGUUUGGCUCUUUAAUGGGUACACCCAUCAUUAACUUGCCUCAAACUGCUAUUCUCGGUAUGCACGGUAUUAAGGAAAGAGUGGUUGCUGUGAACGGCAAGGUUGAAAUCCGUCCCAUGAUGUACAUUGCUUUGACCUAUGAUCAUCGUUUAGUGGAUGGUCGUGAGGCUGUUCAAUUCUUGGUUAGAAUUAAGGAAUUGGUUGAAGAUCCCAGAAGAUUACUUCUUGAUGUAUAGAAAAAAACAAAAAAAAAAGUUAAAAUAAAAAGGAAUCUCUUUGUGUGUGUUUUUUUUAUUUA